AUGGAUUCUAGCAUCAUACAGGACUCUCAAGUUCAGCAGCACUUUUUAAAUGCCUCGAGAGAACAGCUGAUUGCCUAUAUUGAUCAACUGCAGUCUGCCUUGCGUCGCUACUCAAGCAAUCCAGUCAUCAUUCCUCCAAGAAUUGUAAGCUCGACUCCGGAUGGUACUUCUACUUUCUUGAUUAUGCCAGUAGUUGAUGACGUCUACUGCGGAGUAAAGUCUUUGGGAUUUAGUUCCACCAGUGGUCAAGGUUUUGUAGGCGCUGUAGUCGUUACAGACUCAAAAUCCGGAAGCUUGGUCGGAGUUGUACAGGCUAAGCAAUUGACUGCUGUCCGGACCGCCAUGAGCAGUUGCAUCGGCCUUCGUGAUUUAAGCUUAUUUGGACCCUCUGUUAAGAUCACAGUAUUUGGUACUGGGUUACAGGCCUUCUGGCAUCUCUACAUUUGUUGCAAAUUAUUACAAGGGAAAUCCAUAACUGCCACGAUUGUAUAUAGAUCUUCUCCAAUGGAUACGACUUCGCUACAAGCGCAUCUACCCGACCUGACAAUUGGACAGGUUUCCCUUAGUGACAAAAACGCUGUCCCACAAUUAGUCGGCCAAAGCGACAUUAUAUUUGGCUGCGUUCCUUCCACCGACCCCACUAUCUUACAGGAACAUUUCCAAAACUUCUCUGGUCCCGGCUACACCUACAUUUCACUAAUUGGCAGUUACAAAAGCCACAUGCAUGAGUGUGACACGCCACUAGUUGAGCUUUUCAAGACUCAGGAUACUAAAAUUCUGGUUGAUUCCAUCGAGCAUACGCUUUUGGAAUCUGGUGAAUUGAUUGAUGCGGAGGUGAAACCAACUCACUUGUUAGAAUUAGGUCAGUUGACACCCAAUACACCUGUUCCAAAAACCCAGUGUGGAAAUAAUAGAAAAAUUACUUUAUGCAAGAUCGUUGGGCUCGCAAUCAUGGAUAUAUCCAUGGCACAGGCAUUGCUAACUGAUCUGGGAAAAUAA
This is a messenger RNA of Lachancea nothofagi CBS 11611, 999 nucleotides long. NCBI's taxonomy places the organism in Eukaryota, Fungi, Ascomycota, Saccharomycetes, Saccharomycetales, Saccharomycetaceae. The record is from the annotation of a GenBank genome assembly.